This is a messenger RNA of Enterobius vermicularis (human pinworm), 1235 nucleotides long. Lineage: Eukaryota; Metazoa; Nematoda; Chromadorea; Rhabditida; Oxyuridae. The record is from the annotation of a GenBank genome assembly.
AUGGAUUGUAAGAAGUGCUAUGAGGUUGGGACAGCCAUCUUGGUUAAAGAGAGGCAGAGGAGCACAGAACAAAGACCAGAGUAUGAAAUUAUUCCAGAAAGUGUGAAAAAAAAUUCGUCGGCUAUUACCGCCGAAUUGAAAAGCAGCAUCAAUACAUUGAGGUUGAUUAUAGUUUCGUUGGCUGAUUCAACCAUCCGGGUUGUUAUUGAUGAAGCUGAAGGAAGUUUGAGGCCACGAUAUCAACCAUUAGAUGUAUUGCAGAAUGGUACAAAUCUCAAGACGGAAGACUUUAAGUAUUUUAAAAAGGAAGCGUCUAUGGUAACAUUUGUUCUGGAAAAUGGUGCUCAGGUGAUGGUUGCUUUCAAACCUUUCCAAAUACUCGUUUACAUAAAUGGAGAAGUUGUCGUUGGGUUGAACUCUCAUCAUUUACUAAAGUUCGAACACUAUAGGAAGAAGGUUCCAGGCAAAGAGAAGGAUGAUGGUGAAGGCUUUUGGGAAGAAACGUUCAAAACACAUACGGAUUCGAAGCCUCACGGCUCUAGUUCGGUGGGGAUGGAUAUUUCCUUUGUCGGAUUUAAAUAUGUAUAUGGUCUACCGGAACAUGGCGAUAGCUUCGUAUUAAGAAGUACAUCAGCUAUGGAUCCGUAUAGACUUUUCAAUUUGGACGUGUUUGAAUACGAGCUAAAUUCACAGAUGUCGCUUUAUGGAGCAGUGCCUUUUAUAAUGGCACAUAGCAAAGACCGUUCUGUCGCUGCACUCUGGCUAAAUGCUGCCGAAACUUGGGUCGAUAUCAAUUCCCCUCUAGAUUCAAAAGGUAUUUUUGGGUCACUGGCAGACAAGUUAAAAAUCACUAGUGAUGCUCCGGAAGUCAGUACACAUUUCAUUUCUGAAACGGGAUUAAUUGAUGUAUUUAUAAUGUUAGGUCCAAAACCCGCUGAUAUCUUCAGGCAGAAUGGUGCUCUUACUGGCUUCUAUCCAUUGCCUCCGCUGUUUUCGUUGGCCUAUCACCAGUCUAGGUGGAAUUACAAUGAUCAAGACGACGUUGCUGCUGUACAUGCUAACUUCGACAAAUACGACAUCCCUGUUGAUGUUAUUUGGCUUGAUAUUGAACAUACCGAUGGGAAACGUUACUUUACCUGGGAUCAGGCCAAAUUUUCUACCCCGCUUGAAAUGAUUGAUGCUCUUGUCACGAAAGUAAAUUCAUUCAUUUCAGAUUCCUGUGUCUUUAGUUAAUU